Messenger RNA from Blastomyces gilchristii SLH14081, 3840 nucleotides. Its product is annotated as PA and RING finger domain-containing protein. The transcript has 2 exons. The record is from RefSeq and is a predicted model, not a curated record. The coding region runs from base 351 to 3041 and encodes 896 amino acids. Lineage: Eukaryota; Fungi; Ascomycota; Eurotiomycetes; Onygenales; Ajellomycetaceae.
CAAGUGUGGCUGAGGCGAGCUAUUUAUCUUGGCGCAACACCCACUUUUAACGUCGAACCUUACCUAGGUUAGUUAUAAUAUCAUGUGACGACUUCCUCCUCGCCAGGAGUUCCAAGGUUGUGUCCUGUCCCCAAACUUCUUCAACGACGGGCGACCUAAUCUCCAUCCACUCUCGCGCUGUCCUGCGCUGUUUUAUUGAUUUUCGCUCUGCUUCAUCUUAAAUCCUUUAUCAAUCAAUUUACUGUCUUUGCAAACCCAUUAUCUGCCGGCCCUCUCGAUGAGUGGCCUCCUCGCGUGGCCAACGACCUAGUGGAUUGGUCCAAUUCCGCGUCGCCGCAACCACUACCAUCAUGCGUCCUCCUCGCCUUAUUCUUCUACUCGCGUGCUUUAUUUUCCUCCCAAUCCUUCUGACCAUCUUGUCGCUCCUUUCCACUCAUCCGCAGCAACAUGGCUCUACCUCCCAAUCCUCGGUUUCUGGCGGAGUCGGGCGCCUCAGAGCCUUCUUUUCUUUCCAUGCGCCUUCCUCCCUCUUCCCUCCUUCUGCGAUGAUAAGCCUUACCGAUGAUAAUUCAACAUUCUUCCUAGCUCGACCAGCUGCGUUUGGGCCUUCCUUGCCUUCCAACGGAUUGAGCGGUCAACUCUGGAUUGGAAGCGGCUUUGGCGAUGAUGCCCUGCGAAAAGGGGGUGUAAGCACCGGGGCUGAGGGAGAGCUUGGUUGCUCCGAUGUUCCAGGAUGGGAGGACACUGAUAAAAAUCAGAAUGGUGAUGUUGGGUCCGGCCAGGGAACUGCAAAGCUUACUACUGGCAUCAAAGUGAAAAGCAACGCCCAUCAGGGUGUGGAGGCCCUUCAUAAACGACGUGACGAACACUCCCCCGAUCUCGUUAGACUUGUUGAUAAAGGGGGCCAUCCGUCAAAAGAUGAUGGAACGGAUGAUCACUUGCAUCAUCCUCUUCCGGAGUCCGGCCCGCCCGGCCCCCCAAGCACUGACAAAAGCAAAGAGUUAGCACAUGCUGAUAUCCAAUCUUUGCAAGAGAGCGCGGAAAUUAGAGGCAAAAUUGUCUUGCUGAGUAGAGGGGGUUGUGGUUUUUUGGAAAAAGUUAAAUGGGCUCAACGCAGGGGUGGUAUAGCGUUAGUUGUUGGAGAUCAUACCAGAGGUGGCGGAUUAGUGACCAUGUAUGCCCGUGGAGACACUUCUAACAUAACAAUUCCGGCGGUCUUUACAUCUCAUACCACCGCGCAUCUCCUUUCCUCCCUCAUUCCGCCCGAAACACAAUCCGACUCCAACUCCCCUAAGGACCCAUCGAAAACAACUUCUGGGGAUAAACCGGAAAAUAAUGCAAAUUUUGGCAAACCUGUAAUGGCUACGCAGGUUACCCCAAAGCCAACUUCAGAGGCGGAUUCGACGUCCUCUCGACUUAACAAAAGUUUCUUGCAGUCUCUAUUCUCGGCCAUCGGACUGGGUCGUGAUAAUCCAUACCCUUGGCAUCUCCAGGAGGAUAGCCGUCGUCCACCAAGCAGCGGAAACAUUGACUGGGUUAUGCUGGAUGAAUUUGAUGACGAAGAAACGUCUCCAAAGUCAAGGAAGUCUACACAUAAGAAUAAGGGGAAGGAAAUCGGGGAUGGCACGUCGCCUGAAUCCCACCAAGGCAGCAGUGAUGAUUUCGUUAUUGGGGUCCAAGAUUGGCGAGAUCCUGAUCUCGUCCCAGUAGGCAAAACUAACAACCCUCCGCAAACUACUCCGAAACCAAAAUCCUCCGGCUCCAAACAGAACGAUGAUCAAACUGGAGGGCACGGUGGCGAUAGCAACAAUGGCCCUAGUGGUAACGGUCUUAAAGGAGGAAGUAUUACUCCAGGUAGUGGCGAAUAUGCUCCCCAGGAUAAGUCAACAAUUGGUAAGGGAGUUGGGGGUAGUUCUAAUCCUAAUUCAGCUUCGGAUUCACGGCCUGGAAGCUCGAAACAGAAUUCGCAUUGGUGGUCUGGCUCGUUUGGUUGGGGAGGAGCAAGCAAUGAUGAUAAGUCGUCGACCUCGCCAUCCGGUAAGAGUGCAGGACAAAGUAACAAGAACGUUCACGGAAACUCGACUCCCUUGCAAAAGCCUUGGAAAGAAGGCAGUAAGCACUCUGAUCACGAAGGUCUUUGGGUCACCUUGACCCCAACGAGCAUGUCUACCAGCCCUUUUUUCGAUACACUUUUGGUUCUAGUUGUCAGCCCAUUGAUAACCCUCACGGUUGUGUAUGCAUUACUAUUGCUUCGCUCGAGAAUUCGACGCCGCCGUUGGCGCGCACCUAAAGCUGUCGUCGACCGCCUCCCUGUUAGAACGUAUCAUUCUAUUCCAUCCGCAUCAUCUUCUUCAGGCACCGCCCAGACUGCCACCUCCCCCGAAGCAUCGUCCCCAUCUUCUCCUCUCCUAUCCCAUUCCCGCGCUCGAUCUCCACCCCCCCGACCGUGUUCUCAAACUUCAUCUGGCGUCGUAGCCGCUUCACCACAUGACACCACGCAUAGCUCCUCAUCAACAAACGCUGAAAAAUCGAACUCUGAUUCAAGUCUUGCUCGUCGAAGGUAUACGGGCAGACAAAUUGAAUGUGUUGUCUGUCUCGAAGAAUAUAUCGAUGGGCAGAGCAGAGUGAUGAGCCUCCCGUGUGGGCAUGAAUUCCACGCAGAGUGCAUAACUCCUUGGCUCAUUACACGUCGACGCACCUGUCCGAUAUGUAAAGGCGAUGUUGUGCGAUCGAUGGGUGGUCGAUCCUCUAGUGGUCAGACGUCGGAAGAUCCCGACCGGAUGUCAGAAGAUAUUCAAGCCCAUAUUGCUGAAACGCGGAACGAUUCUCCAUCGGCAGCUGAUCUUCUACCUAAUGUCUCUGACGAUAUCGAUUCCGACCUAGAGCGCGGGGAUGAUUCCAGGACAUCACUACUUCACCCCUCGGAGAGCUCUAAUUCCCAGUCUAAUUGGAGAAAUCUCGCAUCCCUAAGCCUUUCUGCCUUGAGUGGCGAUUCAGUGUGGCAUCAAUCCCGAACCCCUCGGUCUGAUCGGAACCGUUAAUGUCGAACUUUGCUCUCGAACUUUCUUCUUUACCACUAUUUUUUUAAUACUACGAAGCAUUCCACUCCGUAUCCCAUUCACCUUCUAGGCAUAUUUUUCUUUUCCCUUUGUAUCUUUGGUUUAGCGAACGUGGGGAUUUUAUUUGAUCGCUGGGCACUUUGGCGUUUUAGGUGUGAUUAAUUAUUGCUAAUCAAAACAAAAAUAAAACAACUGACAUUAGCCUUGCGGUCCAACACGAGUUUUCGGAUGUUUGAGUCAAAUUACUUUGUUGUCAAUUUGCAAAGACUUUCCUUACAGAAUUGAGUUAAUCCGGUUUCGAAAAUGGAAGAGAACAAGUUGAUGAAGAGAAGAGGGCUGAAGGCCUUGAUUGUUCACUGGCUCAAGCCAUCAUUGCACAGGUGUAUAUAACUUUUCUUAGCUUUUAAUACAUCCUGCUUUGAAGGGAAAAAAGAGAAAAAAAAGAAAAAAAAAAGAUUUCGUCUUCUACAUCGUGUUGGCUUGACUUAAACCUAAUUGUAUACAGACUGUAUACCUGAGUAUUUACUACUAUGUUGAUGUCAGGUUACAGAUGAACAUGGUGCUAAAAAACCUAGACAUGAUGCUAAAUUUUUGACUCACUUUUUUGACACUAUGUUCAGCUUUGAAAUCAUGCUGUUUCUCAAUGCUAGAACUAUAACUAUACCAGACACAUGAUCAACUUUGAUACUCUUUUCCACAUAUAUAAUUAGACUGGCCAGCAGAAUCAUGAAUUUCAUGUUUGAUCUUAUUUAAUCUGAUCUCAUACAUUUCUUGAUGUGAG